Molecule: messenger RNA, 764 nt
Organism: Paramisgurnus dabryanus
Lineage: Eukaryota; Metazoa; Chordata; Actinopteri; Cypriniformes; Cobitidae
Source: RefSeq, a predicted model, not a curated record
AUGGCCGCCAGGAGGUUCCACUUCGACAGGCAUUUCAGUUCACUUUUCCUAGUUGGAGGUGUGUUUGGUGAUAAAGUGAAGUCAGUGUUGGAGGGAGAUUCUCUUACUCUACAUGCUGAUAUUACUGAAAUACAGAAAGAAGAUCGGAUACAGUGGAAGUUUGGACCUCAAAAGACUCGUAUAGCUGAAAUCAACAAAGAAGCCAAUACAGUCUCAAUAUAUGAUGAUGUUUUUGAUGGGAGAUUCAGAGACAGACUGCAGUUAAAUGAUCAGACUGGAGAUCUCACCAUCACAAACAUCACAACUCAACACACUGGAAUUUAUCAAAUAAACAUCAGAGGCAUCAAAAUGACCUCACACAGAUUCUAUAUUACUGUCUAUGCUCAUCUGACCGUUCCUGUCAUCACCAGAAACUCUUCACAAUGUUCAUCAUCAUUAAGCUCAAAUUGUUCAUUAUUGUGUUCAGUGUUGAAUGUGAGAGAUGUGAGUCUGUCCUGGUACAAAGGAAACAGUUUAUUGUCCAUCAUCAGUGUGUCUGAUCUCAACAUCAGACUCUCUCUACCUCUGGAGGUUGAAUAUCAGGAUAACAACACAUACAGAUGUGUACUCAACAAUACCAUCACAAACCAAACUCAACAUCUCAACAUCAAUCAUCUCUGUCAGAUGUGUACAACAGGUGUGAUUAAUAUAGUUCUUAUUUACUGAGUUGAUCUAAGAUCAGAUUCAGUUACAAUAAUAUAUUUUAUUAUUUAUUAUAGGUCUCA